UUGAAGAAGAAAAGUGCUGGAAACCAAUUUCAUUAGGAACCAAGAAACAUAACCUAAGAAUCCCCUUGUUUUCCUUUGCAGACGAUCUCGCAAUAAUGGCAGAUUCUAGUGAGAUGGCUAUAAAACAGGUAGAAAUUCUAAAAGAAUGUGCAGAAAAAGUCGGCCUACAGAUAUCAUUUGAAAAGACAGUGUUUACAACAACAAAUUUAGAAAUUUCCAAAUUACAAACAAAAUACGGAGAAAUCAACAGAGUACCAUACUUCAAAUAUCUUGGAGAAAUUAUCUCGGAAAAAUUUGCACAACAAGAAAGAAUACAAAAAGCUCGUAAAGGUUUAGGAUUAGUGCAAAACCUCUAUAAUAAAAAAUGUUUAUCUUUAAAUGCAAAAAUUAGGCAUUACAAUACAGUCAUUAAACCAUCAAUGUUAUAUGCCAGCGAAACCUUGGCACUAAACAGGAAAACUGAUCUAGAAAAUCUAAAGAAAGAAGAAAGAAAAAUAAUUAGAAAAAUUUUGGGACCAAGAUGGACCGAGAAUGGAUAUAGAUUACAGAAAACAUCAAAAAUUGAAGAAUAUUCUAACAUAGAGAUAGACAUGAGGAAAAGACGCCUUAAAUUCUAUGGCCACAUAAUGAGACUUCCUGAACACAGAUUAACAAAAAGAAUUGUAAAAUACGUAGAUUCUCUUGUUAAUGGAGGAGAAUGGAUCCAAAAAGUUAAAAAAGAUUUGGAAUUAGCAAAAAUUACUAAAGAAGAAAUAGCUGCAAGGAACAAUUUUAGAAUAAAAGUUGAAAAGUGGGAGGUUAAACCAGAGACAAAAGCACCGAGAACCGGAACAAAAUGGAGCGAAGAAAGAAGAAGUAAAUUUUCGCAAACAAUGAAAAACUGGUGGGCAAAUAAAAAGAACCAGAAGACCAAGAAGAACGGAAAGUGAACCAGCUUUACUUAGCGUCUUCCACAUGGGAGCUUUACGACUAAUAAUAAUAAA
Messenger RNA from Schistocerca gregaria, 983 nucleotides. RefSeq lists its product as uncharacterized. The transcript is spliced from 2 exons. Lineage: Eukaryota; Metazoa; Arthropoda; Insecta; Orthoptera; Acrididae. Bases 96 to 929 code for a protein of 277 amino acids. The record is from RefSeq and is a predicted model, not a curated record.